UGGAAGAGGCCAUGUUGAUGGUGCAUCGGAGACUGUGGAAAUCUGCGGUACGGCGCCGGGGAAGCUUUACAAUCUCUUGUUCUCUUUCAUCUCAAGCUCGGCCUAGGCUGUGGAAAUCUUCAGCUCUACCCGCGAUGAGGAAAGGAGAGAAAUUUCGGAAGAAAGUCAGAGCAAGGGGCACGUAGCCUUGCAUUACGGACAGUUAGGAGAGACUGAAAGCAAGCGGAUGCGGCCAGCUAACUAGCAUCGCGUGUGUUAACGCACCAUCAAGCAGCGUCGCCAGCUCCUCAGCAGAAAAGUCGCAGAUAGCGCUCCUCAAGUCGUUUAUUUGCCGACAGAAGUCGCUAGGCGUAGCUCUAUGGGUUAUCUAGGGUGAAAUUUCCCUAACGUUAUGCUUCCUACAUUUCACAGGGCGCUCCAGGUAUGCCAGAUGAACACAGGAUCCACUUUUGGUAGCCAGUUUAUGAACUAGGUUUUGAUGACUUGAUAGCUAGUUAGUUAUACAAGCUAACUUAGCAACAUCGCACUGUGAACAUUAUUUCGCUUUCUGCGCCGCUUUGGAACAAUCAUAAUACCCCACAAAUGUGCUCAUUUAUGUAGCUUGUAAGUUACAUCGCUGUAGAGGAGCAUUGCGAACCGAUUGAUUAAUUGCUUGGUCAACUGUUAGCUAACUAACACCAUCUAGCUGAAACCCCGAUUCUUACGGUUUCGGCUAUGAAAUUAUGGGCUACAUGGUGCUCAUGGACCAUGUUGCAGUAACGUACAAUUUAUUUUCCAGAUCGAACCAGUUUUCUUAGCUUGCUAGCUAGGUACCCCCCAUAGUCGUUAUUGUACCAAAAUCGCAAAAAGGAAAAGCUGGCGACCAUACACUUGGACCAGGACGAGAAAGAAUUGGGAGGGAUGGCAUGGGUGUUGAAGAUGGAUGAUGCUACGAUCGAGUCCGGACUGGUGCACGACUUUGAUGCCAGCCUGUCUGGAAUUGGGCAGGAACUUGGAGCUGGGGCUUACAGCAUGAGCGAUGUCCUGGCACUGCCUAUAUUCAAGCAGGAAGACUCCAGCCUCCCCCCGGAACCCGAGACCAAAAACCCUCCAUUCCAGUACGUGCUGUGCGCUUCCACAUCGCCGGCCGUCAAGCUGCACGACGAGACCCUCACCUACCUGAACCAGAGUCAGUCCUAUGAAAUUCGGAUGCUGGACAACAGGAAGAUGGGGGAGCUGCCGGAACUCAACAACCAAAGUGUGAAGAGCAUCGUGCGGGUGGUGUUUCACGAUCGGCGGCUGCAGUACACGGAGCACCAGCAGCUGGAGGGGUGGAAGUGGAACCGGCCUGGCGAUCGGCUGUUGGACAUCGAUAUUCCCAUGUCUGUGGGCAUCACCGACCCCAAGACCAACCCCUCACAGCUCAAUGCUGCCGAAUUCCUCUGGGACCUCUCCAAGCGAGCAUCCGUCUUUGUACAGGUGCACUGCAUCAGCACCGAGUUCACGCCCCGGAAGCAUGGGGGUGAGAAGGGCGUGCCCUUCCGCAUCCAGAUCGACACCUUCAAGCAGAACUCCAGCGGCGAAUACGCUGACCACCUGCACUCAGCCAGCUGCCAGAUCAAGGUGUUCAAGCCAAAAGGAGCCGACCGGAAGCAAAAGACUGACCGGGAGAAGAUGGAGAAGAGGACUGCACAGGAGAAGGAGAAGUACCAGCCCUCAUAUGAAACCACUAUUCUGUCUGAGAUGAGACUUGAACCUAUAAUAGAAGAACCAGUUGAACAUGAGCAGAAAAAGUCCAGCAAGCGGACUUUGCCCACAGACUGCGGUGAUUCUCUGGCCAAGCGAGGCAGUUGUUCGCCCUGGCCCGACAACGCCUACGUGAACACCAGCCCAGCCACUACGCCAGCGUUUCCCUCCUCUACACACAACUCCUACACUGUCCCCGUCCCCGACAGCGAUUCCUCAUCACCUAAUCAUCAGGGAGAGGUGACUGGCCGUGGUGCUACAGAGCACCUGGGCCCGUCGACCUCCGUGCAGGAUGUCCAGCAGUGGCUGCACAAGAACAGAUUCUCUUCCUACAGCAGGCUGUUCACACAUUUCUCAGGUUCUGAUCUGCUGAAACUGACCCGUGAGGAUCUGGUUCAGAUUUGUGGGCCGGCUGAUGGGAUCAGGCUGUUCAAUGCACUUAAAUCCAGGUCUGUGAGACCUCGUCUGACUGUGUAUGUGUGCCAAGAGCCUCCCCAUCCGAAGAGCAGCACCCAGCUGGAGGCUCACUGUGACGGUGAGAAUGGGGAGUUCAACGGUAGCGGCAUAUACGUGUAUCACGCCCUGUACCUGGAGGAGAUGACUGCAUCAGAGCUCACCCGGAAGAUCGCUUCUGUGUUCAACCUCUCCCUGUCCCAGAUCAGCCAGGUGUACCGGCAGGGCCCCACGGGCAUUCACAUCCUCCUCAGUGACCAGAUGGUCUACAACCUUGCAGAUGAGAGUUGCUUUUUAGUCAGCACAUUAAAUGAUGAUACUGGAGAAGGAUACCACCUGAUUUUGAAGUAACAUCAAGUGUGAAAGACAACCUCAGAGGCUCACUGGAGUCUCUCCAAGUGUUCGACUCUGUAUCAGCAGCGAGAAAACGCUGAGCCAAGUUACUGUUAGAAUCUGACUUCAGUGGAUACAUUGUUUCAUAUUGAAAACACUAUUAAGGAGAAGAUGCAUGGAUUAACGGCGGCUGUCUUAUUGUUUGGGUGGGCGGACGGGUGAGGGGUGUGUGUACGCACGCAAAGGGAUGGAGCCAGUGAUUGGAUGACUGCCUCGGCCAGUCAGAGC
Molecule: messenger RNA, 2799 nt
Organism: Megalops cyprinoides (Indo-Pacific tarpon)
Lineage: Eukaryota; Metazoa; Chordata; Actinopteri; Elopiformes; Megalopidae
Gene: ubp1
Product: upstream binding protein 1
Exons: 16
Coding region: 901-2529 (542 amino acids)
Biological process (GO): regulation of transcription by RNA polymerase II
Cellular component (GO): nucleus
Molecular function (GO): DNA-binding transcription activator activity, RNA polymerase II-specific; RNA polymerase II cis-regulatory region sequence-specific DNA binding
Source: RefSeq, a predicted model, not a curated record